This is a messenger RNA of Exophiala bonariae, 1944 nucleotides long. RefSeq lists its product as uncharacterized. Bases 1 to 1944 code for a protein of 647 amino acids. The record is from RefSeq and is a predicted model, not a curated record. Gene Ontology annotation, molecular function: FAD binding; fatty acid binding; acyl-CoA oxidase activity. Gene Ontology annotation, cellular component: peroxisome. Lineage: Eukaryota; Fungi; Ascomycota; Eurotiomycetes; Chaetothyriales; Herpotrichiellaceae. The transcript has 5 exons. Gene Ontology annotation, biological process: fatty acid beta-oxidation using acyl-CoA oxidase; lipid homeostasis.
AUGUCGCUCGGAAGCUUUCUAUGGGGAGCUGAGGACAUGAGAAGACGAGAAGAGAUACUCGAUGCUUUGGCUCGGUAUCCGCUAAAGACGACAUGCCUGAAUCCAUAUCGCUUAUCCAGGAAGGAGUUAUGGACCUUGAGAAUCCAGCAAAAUCUGGAAUUGAUGGAACUUAAGAUGCAGCUGGGCUGGGGUGCUCAACACUAUCUCGAUGCCUUGAAAAUCGCAGUCCCCGAUAUAGCAUCCCUAAACCCCAAUUUCCGGAUAUUUCUGAAGAACUUAAAGGCUCAGAUGAGUUCCGAACAACAGGCAUAUUGGGUACCCAAGGCACAGAAUUUCGAAAUCUGCGGCACAUAUGCUCAGACGGAACUGGGCCAUGGGAGUAACGUCAAAGAUAUUGAAACGACAGCCACAUUCGAUGCCGACACCGACGAAAUUAUACUGAACUCACCCACCCUCUCUAGCCAUAAAUACUGGAUUGGCGGCCUUGGUGUCAUGGCUACACAUACCCUUGUGGUCGCGAGGCUCAUCGUCUCCGGGAGAGAGCUAGGAAACCAUGUCUUCAUAGUUCAGGUCCGCGACCUGAAAACCCACGAACUGAUGCCGAAUGUCCUUAUCUAUGAGCAAGGUGAGAAAACAAUUGGGACGUUUGCAUCAAUGGAUAACGGGGUUAUGAGAUUUACCGAGAAGCGCAUCCCAAGAUCGCAGAUGCUCGCUGGGUUUGUCCGUUUGGAUCGAGGUGGGACCUACCAUAAGAGCGACAAUAAGAUGCACUCUUACACAUCGAUGGUUAUCGUGAGGGGACUAAUGUCCCGAGAGAUCGGCCAAGAUGUGUCAAGGGCUAUCGUUAUUGCUCUUAGAUAUGCUACGUUUCGGAGACAGUUCAACAAGAAGGACGAUGGCGCAGAAACUCGGGUCAUUGAAUAUGCUAGUGUCAGGAAUAGGCUCUACCCAGCAUUGUGUCGUGCUAUAACAAUGAUGCUAGUGGGAAGGGGGAUCAGUGAUCAGGUCGAGAAUCUGCGACAGCAUAACCUAGAAGAUCUGCACCUGCAAACUGUUGGGUUCAAGGUCUGGGCUACUGAGCAUGGUGUCCGCGAUGUCGAAGUUGCCCGUAACAUGGCGGCAGCAGGUCUCGGUUCAAUAUACGCUCAACUUUCAGCCUCUCGAACAUACGAAGGGGAUAAUUAUGUAUUAUCACAGCAGAUCGGAAACUCAAUUAAUAAGCACUGGAAGAGGAAAACAGAGGACACGAUUCCUGCCCUAUCGUACCUUACACGGCUCAGGGACGUUCAGAAGAUGUCCCUCCAGCUAGCAGAGGCAUGCGACGAAGGAGCAUUCCUGACCCCAAGCACUCAAAAUGAUUUACUUGAGCACCGGGUUGCUCUCCUAGCAAGCCGGCAUAUAUCCGACACGGAGGCUGGCCGAGAUACCAGCUACGAUGUCUUCGAAUUGACCAUGGCGCAUGCAGACUUGGUGUACUGGCGUGGUCUUCAGAGUCAGACCAAGCACAUGUCGAGAGACCAUGAACCUGCUAUCAAAUCACUAGUGCAUCUUGUGAGUAUCAAUAAACAACUUCCUGGGCGUUCCGAUGUCACCCGGACUGACCUCUACAAUCCUUCACAGUUCGCCCUUACGGCCAUUCUAGAAGGUUUGUCUGCGUUCGCGGGAUCCACCUACCUCUCGCAAACCAACAUAGCACAGCUCCGGGAAGCACAUCGACUGCAAAUCUCCUCAUUUUCCGACCACGUCGACUCCCUCGUUAAUGCCUUGGGGUUCACGGAGAUGGAAUUGAAUAGCGCAUUCGCGAAGGACAAUCAGACGCCUUAUGAAGCGCUUUUGGAGACGGCGCAACAGAGUGAAUUGAACGACAACACGUUUAUCAGGCCAGCGAUCGCACGAGCGAGAAAUAUGUGGAAGACAUAUCAGAAUGGCCAGGCGAAAUUAUAG